Messenger RNA from Peronospora farinosa, 642 nucleotides. Lineage: Eukaryota; Oomycota; Peronosporomycetes; Peronosporales; Peronosporaceae. The record is from the annotation of a GenBank genome assembly.
AUGAUUGUUGACAUCCAAGGAGUCGCGGAUAGCCACACAGAUCCGCAAAUUCAUUCAGCAGAUGGUCGUGGAUUUGGUGUUGGAAACCUUGGGACUUUUGGCAUGGAGAAAUUUCUUGAAAGUCAUCGAUGUAACGAAGUCUGUCGAUGGCUGGGACUUCGUAGUAUUAAUGAACAAUACAAGCCGGGUGGAACUGCUGCUCCAGGUUAUGAGAUGCCUUUUGGAGGAGCUAUUAAAAAAUCCACAAAUCGAAUAACAGAAGAACGCAAUACGUUCUCUACAUCAGUCACAGUCAGUGAAGCUUUUGGAGAUACGGCUACUGGAGGGUGGACGGAGCGUGAAGAUUCGAGGGUAGAGAGCGGAGAUGAAGAGGAUGAGGACGAGGAAGAGGAUGACGACGACGAUGACGAGGACACUGUCGAGCAUUCGGAUUCAGCCUCUUAUGCUAUAGACUUGUCGCCUGCGAUAUCGGGGCUGCAGCCGCGGCAUUCGAAAUCGAAGCGGCCAAAACAGAGAUUUUUUCGUCUCCUGCUGCCUUACGUGGUCGGGGUAGUGGGAGAUCAGGUAGCAGGGAGUCCUGGUGCUGGAGGAGAUAGCCUCUGGGCUUGCGUUUUUCGGAUAUUACUGUGUGGGUGUACGUGA